UAUCUCACUCCUCCCCACUCUCUGAGUUUCAGUCGGGGCGAGGCGAUGCAUAUCUCAAAAAAGCUUUUAGCACGCGACAUUGAUGGUUUGAAACGAGUAUUUCAUCAGUUUUGGAUACAGUCUGCAGUCAGAAACAAAACCAGUAUGAGGAACCAUUUUCUCCUUUUUGGGGUUUUUCUGGUGAUGGAAGGUGUGUUUGGUGCUGAUGAAGUGACAGCAAUAUCAGCAAAUGUAGGAGAUGAUGUCACACUAGAGACAGGUGAUACUGAAGUACAGAGAGCUGAUGAGCUGUCAUGGAGGAUUCAAGGUGAAAUCAUAGCACGGCUCGAUAGAGAAGCCAAGAUGGUCUCAAUAAACACAGAUGAUGAGAGAUUCAGUGGGAGACUGCUGCUGGAUAAGACGACUGGAUCUCUGACCAUCAAGAACAUCAACACCGCAGACUCUGGAGUUUAUGAACUACGGAUAAUCAGCCGAAGUGGGGUCAAGACAAAGACAUUCAGUCUUACUGUACACUCUGAGGAUGUCAUUGUUCAAGUGUCUGUGAUGGAAGGAGAUUCAGUCACUCUAAACAUUAAUGAUACAAAACAGAAAGAUGAGGAGCUGAACUGGGAGGUGUCUAAAGAUGAAAAUGUUUACAAAAGCAUUAAAGAUGAAAGAUUUAAGACAGGCGAAACUGGAUCUCUGACCAUCACAAACAUUAACAUCAAAGACUCUGGACUUUAUCGACUAGAGAUCAGCAGCAGCACGAGCAUCAAAUACAAGGCAGGAUUUAAUGUUGCUGUCCACGAGGGACUGAAGUCAGUGUCAGUGAUGGAGGGAGAUACUAUCACUCUACACACUGGUGUUACUCAGAUCCUCACGGAUCGCUUAAACGGCACCGGAUCGAGCCGGAGUAACAUUAACCUGAAUAAGGAGACCGGAGAAAUCACCAUCAGAAACAUCAGAGGAGAUCAGUCUGGAGAUUUUGAAGUGGAGAUCAACACCACCAAUGUGGCCUUACACAGAAAAUUCAGUAUUAAUAUUAGCGGUGUGUUUAGUGAUGAGAAAGACGGAGUGAAGACGGUGUCAGAGAAGACGGGAACUAAUGUCGUUCUAGACACUCACGUGACUAAAAUACAAAAAGAUGAUAUUUCGAUAGAGUGGACAUUUGGACCUCAAAACAUUUCCAUAGCAAAACUUGAAGGAAAGGGCGAAAAUAAAAUAUAUAACUACAAUGAUGAGAGAUUCAAAAACAGACUGAAUCUACACAUUGACAGUGGAGAUCUCACCAUAAAAAAUGCCAACAGUGAACACUCAGGACUUUAUCAGAUAAAGAUCAUCAACAACACAUUCACCAUACAGAAGAGAUUCAGUGUUACUGUCAGUGAUUCAGGUCUGUCUUCAGGUGCUGUAGCAGGAAUAGUUGGUAGUGUUUUGAUGGCGCUCCUUUUUGCAGCAGCUCUUGGUGUGAAUUACUAUCAGUAUACUAUCAUCUCUAAAUUGAAAAAACAAUCAGUUUCAGUAACGGAUCAGAAUCAGGAACAGGAUGAAACAACUCCAACAGUAAAUAAUCAUCAUCUGUGACAAUGUAAACGCAGGCUUUGCAUGAUCAAUAUAGGGACUAUAUGCAACAUUGUCUUUUUUUAUUGCCAGUAUGUGAACAUCUUGUUAUGAAGCCUUACCCAGCUUCCUAGGUUGUCUGUAGACUGACUUUUAUGCAAAGCAAAAGAUGAAAAAGAACGUCACUGUGAGUAUAUCAGGGCAUUGAAUCACAUUCAGUCUCGUGUUCAUUAUGUGUUCAUGAGUGUGAGCUCGAGCAGUUCACUUAAUGACCACUGUGUUUAUAUAUAGGCUGUUUUUGACAUAAAUCACACUUCAGGUAUUUUUUGCCUCAUGCUUGACUUGAACAAAAGGGAAGAUUUUCUUCACAGGUAUUUGUAAAGCUCAUAUAUCAUAAGUAAUGUUUGUUGUUUCUUCUUAGUGUAAUAAUUUUAGGUAUUAAAUAAAUUGUGACUGAUCUUAAAGCUGCAGUGUAAUUUCUGUUCUGUUAGUGUGUGCUCAUGUGGAUCUGUGUGCAAAUACACAAUAAAGCAACUGGACAAAACUAA
This is a messenger RNA of Megalobrama amblycephala (Wuchang bream), 2087 nucleotides long. Its product is annotated as carcinoembryonic antigen-related cell adhesion molecule 1-like. The transcript has 7 exons. NCBI's taxonomy places the organism in Eukaryota, Metazoa, Chordata, Actinopteri, Cypriniformes, Xenocyprididae. The record is from RefSeq and is a predicted model, not a curated record. Bases 46 to 1563 code for a protein of 505 amino acids.